AUGGCGGACGAGGGGUUCGAUUUCGGGAGAUAUCGAUUGCGGGAGACGACGACGCCGACGCCGAGCGAUAUCGAGAUCGCGAGCGCGGCGACGCCGCUCGGGAUUAAGACGGUGGCGGAGACGAUGCUGGGAUUAUCCGAGGAUGAUUACGAGUUGUACGGACGGUACAAGGCGAAACUGAGCGAAAAGUUGAGCAUGAGUCUGGGCGCGCGCGCGGGGGCGGGUGGGAGGGGGCCGACGUGCGAUGCGACGGCUGGACACGGGUAUUACGUCGUCACGGCGGGCAUCACGCCGACGCCGCUCGGAGAGGGUAAGUCCACGACGACGAUCGGACUCGUUCAGGCGCUGCAGGCGCACACGAACGCGCGUGCGGUCGCGUGCAUUCGUCAGCCGUCGAUGGGACCGACGUUCGGGAUCAAGGGUGGCGCCGCGGGGGGAGGAUACUCGCAAGUGAUUCCGAUGGAGGAGAUGAACCUGCACUUGACGGGUGACAUUCACGCCAUCGGUGUCGCGACGAACCUCGUCGCGGCGGCGAUCGACGCUCGGGUUUUCCAUGAGGAAACUCAAAGCGACGAAGCGCUGUGGAAACGCUUGAUUCCGAAGAAGAAGGACGGAUCGAGCGCGUUCUCCGCCAUCAUGUUCAAGCGCCUCAAAAGGCUCGGCAUCGACAAGACCAACCCGGACGAUUUGACCGAGGAAGAGCGCUCCAAGUUCGUUCGCUUGGAUAUCGAUCGCGAGCGCAUCACGUGGAGACGCGUCGUGGACAUGAAUGAUCGCUUCUUGCGCGAGAUCACCGUCGGCGAGUCCCCGACGGAGAAGGGAAAGACGCGAAAGACGGGUUUCGACAUCACCGUCGCGUCCGAGAUCAUGGCCGUGUUGGCCAUGACGACGUCGCUCGCGGACAUGGAACACCGUCUCGGAGCCAUGGUUGUCGGUCCCGAUCGUCAGGGUGGGCCGGUGACGUGUGACGACUUGGGCGUCACGGGCGCCGUCAUGGCGCUCAUGAAGGACGCCAUCAAGCCGACGCUCAUGCAAACCCUCGAAGCGACCCCUGUACUCGUGCACGCCGGUCCGUUCGCGAACAUUGCGAGCGGUAACUCGUCCAUCAUCGCCGACCAGAUCGGUCUGUCCAUGGUGGGUAAGGGCGGUUUCGUCGUCACCGAAGCCGGUUUCGGCGCCGACAUCGGCCUCGAGAAGUUUGUCAACUUGAAGUGCCGCAAAUCGGGCUUGAAGCCGAACUGUGCCGUCAUCGUCGCCACUGUUCGAGCGCUGAAGUGCCACGGCGGUGGUCCGCCAGUGACCGCGGGUAAGCCGUUGGAUCACUCGUACACGAAUGAAAACGUCGACAUGGUGCGCGACGGCAUGUGCAACUUGGUGCGUCACAUUGAAAACACCAAGGCUUUCGGCAUCCCGGUCGUCGUCGCGAUCAACGCGUUCCCGACUGAUACUCCGGCCGAGCACGAGGUUAUUCGUGAGCUCUCCAUCGCCGCCGGCGCCGAAGAUGCGGUGCUGUGCACCCACCACGCGAAGGGUGGCGCCGGCGCCGUUGAGCUCGCCAACGCGGUGAAGGCGGCGUGCGAGAAGAACGAGGACUGCAAGGACUUCAAGUUUGGGUACGACACUAAUCUUGACAUCGCGAGUAAGAUCGAAGCCGUCGCGAAGAACAUCUACAAGGCGUCCGGCAUUGAGUUGUCUGAAAAGGCGCAAGAGAAGAUUGCCCUCUACACCAAGCAAGGCUUUGGUGACUUGCCCAUUUGCAUGGCGAAGACGCAGUACUCCUUCUCCCACGACCAAAACCUCAAGGGCGCGCCGAGUGGCUUCACGCUUCCCAUCGGUGACGUUCGUUUGAGCGCGGGCGCGGGCUUCCUGGUCCCGCUUGUUGGCGCGUUCCCGACGAUUCCGGGUCUCCCAACGCGUCCGGCGUACUACGAAAUUGCAGUGGACGCCGAAUCCGGCAAUGUUCUGGGCCUCUCUUAA
Molecule: messenger RNA, 1977 nt
Organism: Ostreococcus tauri
Lineage: Eukaryota; Viridiplantae; Chlorophyta; Mamiellophyceae; Mamiellales; Bathycoccaceae
Product: Formate-tetrahydrofolate ligase, FTHFS
Exons: 1
Coding region: 1-1977 (658 amino acids)
Molecular function (GO): formate-tetrahydrofolate ligase activity; ATP binding
Source: RefSeq, a predicted model, not a curated record